AAAACAAGAGACAGGCAGUGGUUGUUGAGAGGUUUAAGUGGAUCUCAUCUCGCUCUGAAGACCAAGGAAGACCGAGUGAGAAUCUCUAGGAGAGGACGGGAAAUGGGCAAAGAGAAACCUAACGAAAUGGACGGCAACAAUUAUCGAGUUUGCCUCCCAGGCGGCGCAAGGGCGGCAUUUUUACAUACAGCUACACGCACCACACAGUCGUGGCAGUACUCCGUCCACAGCAUGGAAGUGUUGGACCACCACCUCUCCCGCCCUUUCCCGGAUGAUGGAUCGAUGCAACCCCAGCGCCAGAAUGUCCGCCGAAAAUCGCAGGGACCGCCAUUUUUACAUACACCUAGGUGCUGCAUUGUUGUGCUCAUCAACAUCACCUUCACAGAUUCCAACAUGGUCCAUCGACAUAGUGCAGGUGCACCACAGCCGAACGGGAAAGGGCGGAAGACAGACUGCUGGCUGCUGGAUGGAGCUUGGGGAACGUUGCCGGUGCGGUGCGAAGCGGUACGGCGCAUCAUCCUCGUCGCUUCGUCGCUUACACCGGCUGUGGUCUUCCAAUGCUUCCUUCCAGACGAUUCUCCAUUCUCGUGGGUUGGGGUUGCCUAUCCGUACCUUACCUUACCUUGGGAAAUUGGGGGUGGUCUGUUUCUGUUUCUGUCUGUCCCCCGUAUCCGAUCGAGAUCAGGAUCAGGCCCCUUGCCCAAAACGAACCGAGAGAAGGAAAGAAAGAAAACAAAAAAAAAAAAAGCCGUUGUUUAUCCACCGGCAGCCAGCGGGAGACUGAGAGUCGCGUUUCCAGUACUACCGAUUCGGGCGCACUCGAGCGCCGCGGGAUGA
Molecule: messenger RNA, 837 nt
Organism: Colletotrichum abscissum
Lineage: Eukaryota; Fungi; Ascomycota; Sordariomycetes; Glomerellales; Glomerellaceae
Exons: 2
Source: RefSeq, a predicted model, not a curated record